AUCGGAACGCACACUCGCGACGAAGGCCCGCCUCCUUGCGUGUGGGCAGCCAAUCGGCGUUGAGCGCUCCUCAGUAAUGCGGUGAGUCCGGUCUGCUCCGGGAAGCGAUGAUGCAGGAGCUCUGAUGCUCUGUCCGCACGUCUGGAUGCUCGAAAUAAAACCAUGCCGCAGCCUAAAUCCCGGAAAAUCGCCGUGUUGGGCUACAGGUCGGUGGGGAAGUCGUCUCUCACCAUCCAGUUUGUGGAGGGACAGUUCGUCGACUCGUACGACCCCACCAUAGAGAACACGUUCACCAAGACGAUGACGGUGAACGGUCAGGAGUACAACCUGCAGCUGGUCGACACGGCCGGACAGGAUGAGUACUCCAUCUUCCCUCAGAGCUACACCAUCGACGUCGACGGUUACAUCCUCAUCUACUCUGUAACGUCCUACAAAAGUUUUGAGGUGGUCAGAGUGAUCCAUGAGAAGCUGCUGGACAUGGUGGGAAACGUCCAAGUACCAAUCAUUUUAGUUGGAAAUAAGAAGGACUUGCACAUGGAGAGGGUGAUCAGUUUCGAGGAGGGCAAAGCUCUGGCAGAGUCGUGGAACGCCGCCUUCCUCGAGUCUUCAGCCAAAGAAAACCAGACGGCGGUGGAGGUGUUCAGGAGGAUGAUCCUGGAGGUGGAGAAGAUGGAGGCGGGUCAGCCGCAGAAUCGGACUCCCUGCUCUAUGAUGUAGCUUCCAAAAACCUCGCCCCCCCAUCACCGUCCACUGCAGCGACUGACGGCCCAGCAGGCAGCAGAGACCAGCUCCGAGGUCCAGUUACUGUGUUAACUGCUUCCAUGUUAGUCCUGUCUUCUGUUGACUCGUCAUGAAGAGCUCACACCAAACUCUGUUCAAAAAGUCCCUGAUUUAAUGAUGAUCUGCACAGUGGGAAACUAAAACACAUGUUUUCUGUCCAUGAGCACAAAGAAGCACUGUUAAAGCCUCAUGGGAAAUGUAGUUGUUAAAUGCCAACAGAAUAAUCCCUGUUUUAUCCUCUGUUAAACCUGAGGACACAGAAACCUGCUCCACACUCAGUGCUGAUGUUUCAGACUGAACUGUGAACUGUAGAUUUUGAACAUCAGCAGUGAGCUGGAUGUUUGAGGGUUCGGACUCUGCUGAGUUUACAGGGACUGUGUUAAAUAUUGAUUUUUGAAUAACGUCCCGCUCUGUGAAAAUACAGCAGAGGGCAGUAGUGAGGGGGUUGAAAGGUGAUUUUAUUUCACUUUCACACACUGAGCAUUUGUAACAGGCAUCAGGUCUUCUCUCACAGCUUCAGGGUAGUGGCUAAUUUGCAAGACGACACUAAAUGAACAGAUUUUCAAAUGGGGUUUGGUUUGAUGUCUGCUGUAUAUCAAGGACCUGGAAUAAAACAUUUGACUGGAGCAAAGCCAGAAAAUAUUCAGAUGGAGAAUGCAUGAAUUAAGGAAGAAAGCUGUAAUCACGACUGGAUUUAUUCACAUUAUUCAGCAGUUUAUCACUGUUUUUAUUUAUUGACCACAUGUUGAUCAGGACACUGCUGCUCCCCUCACCUCAUCACUCUUCUAUUAAAACCCUUUUAUAUGUGAAGAAAAGAGAUCUUUGUGUUUCUAUGAUUGUUCUCAUUAAAGCUCUGUUCUGUUGUUUGGCUAAAA
Messenger RNA from Lates calcarifer (barramundi perch), 1655 nucleotides. Its product is annotated as GTP-binding protein Rheb. The record is from RefSeq and is a predicted model, not a curated record. Gene Ontology annotation, biological process: small GTPase-mediated signal transduction. Gene Ontology annotation, cellular component: plasma membrane. The coding region runs from base 163 to 717 and encodes 184 amino acids. The transcript has 8 exons. NCBI's taxonomy places the organism in Eukaryota, Metazoa, Chordata, Actinopteri, Centropomidae. Gene Ontology annotation, molecular function: GDP binding; GTP binding; GTPase activity.